Messenger RNA from Schistocerca serialis cubense, 625 nucleotides. RefSeq lists its product as uncharacterized. The transcript has 2 exons. The coding region runs from base 35 to 463 and encodes 142 amino acids. The record is from RefSeq and is a predicted model, not a curated record. Lineage: Eukaryota; Metazoa; Arthropoda; Insecta; Orthoptera; Acrididae.
UUCUACACGAAUAGCGAACAACACGCUCUCCCGUAUGAUACCAGAGACUUUGACGGCCAUAGCAAGCGUGUUAGGAGAUAAUGCGACACAGUGUCCACGUGAUCCUGCCGAGUGGAAAGUAAUAGAAGAUGGGUUCCACAGCCUCUGGCAAUUCCCGCAUUGCAUUGGAGCACUUGAUGGGAAACAUGUCAAGUUUAGGCCUCUGCGCUCUGAUGGUUCAUCAUUCAGAAACUACAAAGGUCACGACAGCAUAGUUCUUUUAGCUCUAGUAGAUGCUAAUUAUAAAUUUUUGUUUGUGGACAUUGGCAGAAAUGGAAGAAUGAAUGAUGGUGCAAUAUUCAGAGAGAGUGCCUUGUUCAUGAAACUCAUGGAUGGUUCAUUAAAUUUGCCACCAAGUCUCCACUUCCAGGUAGUGACAUCUGUGUUCCCUACAUGUUUGUGGCAGAUGAUGCUUUUGCGUUAAAGGAAAAUUUAAUGAAACCAUAUCCUGAACGUGACAUGACACCUGAAAAAAGAAUUUUUAACUACAGAAUUUGUAGAGCACGUAGAGUUGUGGAAAAUGCCUUUGGCAUAAUGUCAAACAAAUUCAGAAUUUUGCUGCAGACUAUUCCACUAUCUGUUUCCA